AUGUCAGAAUUAAGUUAUCUCUGUGUUCCACGGACUGUUCCAUAUCAAUACCAAACAAUAAUUCAAGUCUUCAACGAAAUUUCAACAUUGUGUCCAAACAAAGAAAUUCUCGUUUAUCGAGGUAUUGAUGGGACCCGGAAAAGUUUGACUUGUCAUCAACUUCAGACGCAGGCAACAAAGUUAGCAGGUUAUCUCAUCAAGAAAGGAAUCAAGAAGGGAGAUAAAAUUGCUCUCUCUGGACCCAACACUUUAGAAUGGGUAAUUGCAGAAUUAGCGAUAAUCAUGGCUGGAGGUGUUGCUGUUCAAGUGCCCUUCGACAUCACCGACGCCAGAGACGUUCAUGAAAUAGCUUCAAUUGCUGAGUGUAAGGCCUUUUUGCUAGAUCCAGUAAGAAAUAAUGAAUAUGUGGAUAUGAUUUUACAACUUAUUGCAUAUACCAAGGAUGACUCAAAUCUUUCAACAUUUGCGUUUCUUAGAAAGAGCAAACAUCUAACUUCAUAUGAUGACAUGCCCGGAAUAUUACAGCUAAACGAAACCGAUGUGGAAUUUCCCACACUUUACCCCGAGGAUGACAUUGUGGUUUUCACAACAUCUGGAAGUACUGGAAAGCCUAAAAUGAUCCCCAAGACACACUUCCAAGCAACCAACAAUGGCAUGAUAUUCUCUGAGAAAACGUACAAUGAUCGCCCAUUUACGUGGUUAGCCGGAUGCCCCAUUUUCACAGUUUACCAGGGAUACUCUCGAAUAUUCUGCGAUUCCUCAGUCGCCACCGAAGGACAUAGAACCAUGAGAAUAUGGGAAGUAAUCAAAGAAGAAGACUGCACAUCCGCGCUAUUAUCACCUAACUUUCUUUUAUACCUGGUCUCUCACGGAGAUAAUUACAAAAACUCGUUCAAACUUGACACGGUCAUCACGACUGGAGAAAUGGUUGACAAUGUCCACACGAAGGUCGUUGGCGUAUUUACCAAGAGUUUGACAGUCUUAUACGGAUCAACGGAGACAAGUAGGAUAUCUGUACUUCCGCCGAUUACCACUGCCGGUGAAAAGAGAGUUGGUGACGUUGGAAUACCUAUAUCAGGUAUAGAAGUGAAGGUCAUUGACGGAGGUGGAAAUAUUUUGAGAAAAGGGGAGAGCGGGGAACUUUGUAUUCGAAGUAUUUGUGGUUUUGAGAAAUAUUACAAAGACACAGAUUUAACUGACGAAGUCCUUUUGUCAGGAAAGUGGUUUCGUUCUGGCGACAUUGUGUGCCUUGAUAAAAACAAUCACAUUCUUAUAAAGGGGCGGGUCACGGAAUUCAUUUGCCGAGGUACAAAGAAAAUUAUGCCAGGUAGCAUUGAAGAAGUCAUUCAAAAAAAGAAUGGCAACGAUUUAGCUGGUGGAAGAGUCAUACCAGAUCCUAUACUUUGUGAGAAAAUUACUUCCACCGUCGCGCCCGAUGAAGAAGACAACGACCUAUAUCCAGCCUGUGCUGUCACUAGAUCGAUGACCAGAAGAAAAGAAGCCAAUGAUGAUCAUGUUCAGGCCCCCAACACGGCUGGUUCAUCUCAUGAAAUUGACCUCAGUGACACUUUCCUGUUUGACCUUGAUGACAUUUCACAUGAAAAUAGACAGUCAUUUAACAACAAGUCUCCACUGAAAACCAGUGACGAUGGUGGUCCCAAUACACAAGUAGACUAG
This is a messenger RNA of Ostrea edulis (European flat oyster), 1677 nucleotides long. RefSeq names its product medium-chain acyl-CoA ligase ACSF2, mitochondrial-like. The coding region runs from base 1 to 1677 and encodes 558 amino acids. The record is from RefSeq and is a predicted model, not a curated record. The transcript has 2 exons. NCBI's taxonomy places the organism in Eukaryota, Metazoa, Mollusca, Bivalvia, Ostreida, Ostreidae.